ACUGAUCUUGUCAGUUUGUGUGUCAAUGCGAGAACCUGUCAAAUGAUGUGGCCAAAAUUAACGUGAAGUGAUAAAGUUCCAAAAUUAAAGUCGUCCAAAAAAUGCCUCCCUCCACCAUCGUCGUUUGAUUGAUGGAGUGUUCAGGAUUAUGUCGCGUUUGUGGAAACAAAAUAGUCUGUAAAGAUGGGAACAUGUGCACGUUGGGCGAACACCUCCUAAAAAACCACCCCGAAGUGUCGAUGACCCACUUUGUUAUGGAAAAUUGUGAAGACCUAUCCAACAGUAAAACAAGCAACAAGAGUAAGCACCGCCGCAGUAAUGCGUCCGAGAUUUUGAAACGCACCAACAAACGGAACAACAACCUUUACAAAACAACAGUCGAGUCCUGGUGUCCCGGCUCCCGUCCACUCCAGUGUCCGAAGUGUGGGAACACCGACCAACCGUACAUAAGAAAACAGAGAAAUAAAAUCGCCUACAAUUCGUUGGGGGCGUUUUUCCUGCUGGGGUGUUGGCCUUUGUGUUUCUUGCCAAUGUUGAUGUGUGGAGGCACAAAUACGAUUAUCUGUUGUCGAAAAUGUGGCUACUGCUUUGGGACUUACGACAAAAAGAAGGGAAAACUCAUCCCUUCGACCAAGGAUUUCAAAGUGGAAACUCCAAACAUCUGCUAGGCGAAUACGGAAUAUUUGUUAAACGUAGUUUAUUUAUUUUAAUGCAGGAAAUGUGUUUGGAUCCCGUAUCGGGACGAACAGCAUUGUCCAUAAUUAUACAAGUUAAGAAAAAAACAGACGCAAAAAUAAUACAUAUUAAUUCAAGACAUUUUGAUACAACGAAUUAAAAAAUAGA
Tribolium castaneum (red flour beetle) is the source of this 843-nucleotide messenger RNA. RefSeq lists its product as uncharacterized. The transcript is spliced from 4 exons. Bases 132 to 668 code for a protein of 178 amino acids. The record is from RefSeq and is a predicted model, not a curated record. NCBI's taxonomy places the organism in Eukaryota, Metazoa, Arthropoda, Insecta, Coleoptera, Tenebrionidae.